This is a messenger RNA of Striga asiatica, 1737 nucleotides long. The record is from the annotation of a GenBank genome assembly. NCBI's taxonomy places the organism in Eukaryota, Viridiplantae, Streptophyta, Magnoliopsida, Lamiales, Orobanchaceae.
AUGAUCAAGGUUCUGCAAAUCAAUUCCGUAAUUGUUGAUGUGGACUCCGAUGGGAACGUCGUGGUUCUGAGCGGUGGUGGUGCCGAGGCCGCCUCCUCCGCCGCCGAUCUCGAGGACUGCUUCCUUCGGACGAGAUCUGAAACCAAGCUCGACAACCUCUACUGUCCGCCACUUGCCGCCGUCCCGUCAAUGUCAGUUCGAUGUGAAUUCGGCCGUGAAGUACCCCGUCGGCCCUUCUCCGACAACCACGCGCCGCCUGACCUCGCCAAUGUAGGAGCAGAUGGGCUCGGUUUUGUCUUCCCUGAGAGCUCGCAGACCUACACUUAUCGCCGCCGUCUCGUUCGCGACAUCCGUCCGCCGCCGCCGUCACCGUCGCGGCCCCAUUCCGCCAUCCGACCACCGAGACGAGACAUCCAGGGAUGUUUUGGGGGGACCAGGCGGCAGAGAGAGGUUGUUGUCGGAGAGUUUGAGGCGAAUGAGGCUGCCUGGGGAUGGGAGCUCGGGCGGGAUCUCACAGGUGAAGCAACGAGCUUCAUGUAUUUUGGUGAGCGGGAGAUAUUGUCGGUGAUGGCGGAGAUCGAGGAGGAUGAGUUGGUCGAAGGUGGAGAUCGAACCGAGGUAGGAGAGGGAGAGAGGAUGACGGCGGUCGGAGCUACUGACACCAGACCAGCGCUUCGCAGGCGGCGGGGCUGCGGUAGAGGAGGAGAAGACGUCCAUUUCACGCCCAAAUUCCGGCCACCGGACCUUCGCCGCGCAGCCGCCUUCCGCUUGUACCUGCAUAUCCUCCGCCGCCCGCUACAACACUCCGCCGCCAUCUCUCACCACCUCACUGUCUUUCUACCUUCACAUUACCAGCCCUCGCCAGACCACCCGAAACACACGUCGACCUCCGUCGUAUCGCCGCCAGACCACCAUGAGCACCGUCCGCCGUUCGCCGUGACUAGCCACGCUCAAAUUGGACGGUGGGACGAGACAGCGGCGGUGGUCAGAUGGCGGAUCUGGGCGGCAGCGGCUGUCGGAUGUCGCGAACGGGACGGAGGCGAUAAAUGGACGUCUGCGAUUCUCAGGCGGAUGAAACGGAGCCCAUCUGCUCCUAAAUUAGCGAGGUCAGCGGCGGGCGGUGGUGGGAGAAGUCCCGACGAGAGGCGGCCGUCGUCGAGCUCGGCGGCGGAGGAGGCUGUUUCGGCUGAUGAGAGUGCUGCGGGUACAAUAUCUAUUGAGCCUUUAUUUGUAAAAUUUCCGGUGACCACCCGAUUCACCCGGCAGCCUUGGAGGUGCCCGACGGCGACCACCCUCUCUCAGCCCACCCCUAGCUGUGUCCAGGCGUGUCCCAGACCGCGCAGCCCGUGCAGAGCCUCGCCGCAGCCCCACGUUCCCGUCGGACCUUGCCCAGCCACGUGCGAUCGCGUCCUAGCUCGCCACCAUACGCAGACGGUGUCCAAAUGCGCUGUCGCGCGACAUUCCGCGCACCGCAUGCGCAGAGGACCUCCGUCCGCGCGAUCCGCGAAGCAGCCUGACGACCCGCGUGCCUCAGACGCGACCCGAGCAGGAUCCGCAAAGACUUCGUGCUUUCUGCGUGCAGCCCGACAACCUGCGAUCAAGUUAGUGCGUACGCGUGAGAGCCACCCGCGAGCGUGCCCAGUAGCCUGCGUUCGUGCGAGCCUCGACCCUGCGCGCGUGAUCUCGAGCCCGACGAGUCAACCCUCUACAAUAGCAAUCAGAUCAGGCCCGAACUAG